UAAAGUAUUUCAACACACACAUCAGCAGUGAUUAGUCUUGUUUGUAGGCUGAGUCCUCAACAAAUGCUGAAUGGGCUGGACACGUUUCAGACCCAGACCCAGAGAAGAUGUCUGAGGUGUUUUUGUUGAUGCCUGUUAAUGAUUCCGAGCCACCUUUUGACUUAUUCAUAGUCUUAGCUAGUAUAUGUGCUUCUCCCUGUUUUCUACAACAGUGAACUGAACAGCCUCUUCAACAACCAGUGCAAUCCCAUGCUGGGUGUGACUGUGUCAGGCUGUCUGUCUGCGAGGUGUACCUGGGUCUUAACUGAGAACAGGAGAAAAACAGAGGGAACAGAAAAAGGAUCUAAGCAUGGUUCAUGCUGCGGCUAUGGCUCAGGGGAAAAAGAGACCAGCAGUCCCCCCUCCUGAUGGGGGCUGGGGCUGGAUGAUUGUGGCCGGCUGCUUCUUGGUCACUGUCUGCACACGUGCCGUCACCAGAUGCAUCUCCAUCUUCUUUGUGGAGUUUCAGAUGCACUUUGGAGCGGACUAUUCAGGGACAGCCUGGAUCCACAGUCUGGUGGACUGCACCACUAUGCUGUGCGCUCCUCUAGGCAGCUUCAUUGGGAACCGUCUGUCGUGCCGCAUUGCUGUGAUCCUUGGUGGCUUUCUGUCCUCUAUCGGCCUGGUCCUCAGCUCUUUCGCUACCAGCCUGGAGUACCUGUACCUCACCCUGGGGGUCCUCACAGGUAUUGGAUUUGCCCUCUGCUACACCCCUGCCAUAGCCAUGGUGGGCUCAUAUUUCUGUGAGAGGAAAGCCCUGGCAUAUGGGAUCGCCAUGUCAGGAAGUGGCAUCGGGACCUUCAUCCUGGCCCCUGCCGUCCAGAUACUCAUAGAGCACUACUCAUGGCGUGGGGCCCUGCUCAUCCUAGGGGGUGUUGUGGCCAACCUGUGUGUUUGUGGGGCAUUACUGCGCCCUAUCACCCUGAAAGAAGAAGAGGAGGCUCAUGGUCCAGACCCGUUGGACACCGAGUGUGGAUAUGGGGUGAAAGCUCCGGUGGUUAGCAUGUUAGAGGAAUCACUGGCGAACAACAACAACAACAACAACAGCCACCGCUGCUUCUGCUUCCAGUCCAUGCAGGAGUACUGCUUCCUGCUCAUACCUGACUUCCUGAUGCUGGCAGUGAGCUUCUUGUUCCUAGCCAGUGGCUGCAGCCUACCCUUCGUCUACCUGGUUCCGUAUGCACUGGACGUGGGUGUGAGCCACCACCAGGCUACCUUCCUCAUGUCCAUCCUGGGGGUCAUUGACAUCGUGGGGAACAUCACCUUCGGCUGGCUCGUAGACAGGAGGUGCCUGAAGAAGUAUCGUAAUGUGUGCUACAUGAUAGCAGUGGGCAUGGAGGGGGUGUGCUGCCUCUUCAUCCCUCUCCUGCGGACGUUCGCCCUGCUGGUGCCUUUCUCUGUGUUUUAUGGGUACUUUGAUGGCGCCUACAUUGCCCUCAUACCUGUGGUGACCUCGGACAUUGUGGGGACACAUAACCUCUCCUCCGCCCUAGGGAUAGUCUACUUCCUACAUGCCAUUCCUUACCUGCUCAGCCCUCCAAUAGGAGGCUGGCUGGUUGACACCACAGGCACCUACACCGCCACCUUCUUCCUCAGUGGCUUUGCCCUCAUCUCCAGCUCCCUGGUCAUCAGCACGGUGACGGGGAUACGCCACUGUCGCAGGACCCAAAAGCACAGAAACAAAAAUAAAAACACAGAUCCCAAACAGGAGCCUUGCCGAUCAGACUUCUACACAGCCUCAAGUAAAGAUGUGAACCCUUUAGUCAACACAGCAAAUUCUUAACAUUGGACGCUUUUGUGUGAUUAUGCAUUUGUUUUGUUAGAAUACCAAAGUACAUUGAAGAUUAUGAGAAACGGUCAUGAAUUGGUACACAUAAUCUAGCGUGAUAGUUCAGAAUUGGGAAUGACUUCCCUCAGAUGCUAAAUGGAAGGUAAAUAAUUCUGCCGUAACCAGAUUAACUUUAGCCAAAAUAUGGACUUUAAAUAAUCUCUCUAUCAUGCCUGCGAUGUUAUUGCACAUUUUAUGUGCCUUUCUUUUUCAGGGUUGACAUGACUGCCAAUUGAAAUGUAACUAAGGAAGUUGAUAAAUGUUAAUAUCACUGAAGAUUCUGACAGGGUUAUAGUGCCUUUCUGUAAUAGAUUAUUUCUGAAGUGGACAGUCUUCAUGUUGUUUCGUAAUAUCUUAUUGUGACAAGAGAGGGCAGUCAUGAUCCAAGGCCAGUGUGGGAUGGCUCCUUUGUAAAAGUCUAUUCACAGCUGAAGGCGUUUUUUUUCUUGAGCAGAUGGUCAGGGAAGACCAAAGAGAUAGUAUUUGACUCAAACAGAAUCAUUUCGAACCUUGAUUACAAUACAAAUGAUUACACAAAUACAUAUGCCACUCUAUGCGUGGGAAUACUUGGGAAUAGAUUUCAUCAAUUAAAAUGACUUU
This is a messenger RNA of Oncorhynchus tshawytscha (Chinook salmon), 2467 nucleotides long. RefSeq names its product monocarboxylate transporter 12-B. NCBI's taxonomy places the organism in Eukaryota, Metazoa, Chordata, Actinopteri, Salmoniformes, Salmonidae. The transcript has 6 exons. The record is from RefSeq and is a predicted model, not a curated record. Gene Ontology annotation, biological process: transmembrane transport; monocarboxylic acid transport. Bases 350 to 1822 code for a protein of 490 amino acids. Gene Ontology annotation, molecular function: monocarboxylic acid transmembrane transporter activity.